Messenger RNA from Stereum hirsutum FP-91666 SS1, 519 nucleotides. RefSeq lists its product as uncharacterized. The transcript is spliced from 2 exons. Bases 1 to 519 code for a protein of 172 amino acids. The record is from RefSeq and is a predicted model, not a curated record. Lineage: Eukaryota; Fungi; Basidiomycota; Agaricomycetes; Russulales; Stereaceae.
AUGACCUCGCUCAUCAAUCGCGCGACCACCCUCGCCUCGUCCGACAAGCCCCUAUUCGCUCAAUUGUCUGAGUUAGCGUCUAGCACGAUGAACGCGCGGCGGUACGCCGACUCCAAGAUCUUGAUCUACAUGUUUGCCCGUCAGCUUGCGAAACGUGUGGAUGUGGAGUCUGGGAGCAGUAGUCGCGGGGUGGUGAUCAACGAUAUGUGUCCUGGGAUGGUGACGACGAGUAUAGAUAGGACGGUGCCGGCGUGGAGUACUCCUCUGGUGUGGCUCUUCAAAGGAUGGCGAGCGCGGACAGCUGAGGAGGGCGGGAGGACGGUCGUGUAUGCGGCCGCGGUAGUGGGGAAGGAAAGUCAUGGAGAGUUCUUGGCCCAUGAGAAGAUUACGAGAACGAAAGCCUUGGAGUUCAUUGAGACUAAGGAUGGGGCAUCUAUUGAAAAGAAGGUCUGGAAAGAGAUAUUAGGGUUAGCAGAGGAGGCGGCUCCGGGAAGUAUCGAGGCAGCGGGACUUCAUUAA